GCCAAACCGUGAUUCCACAAAGCUUUAGGGAGUGAGGUUUUUCCCGCGUCUGAGCUCAGUGAAGCCAUGGAGGAGGGCCACAGUCGUCCAUGGCGUCUCAGAAGCCGUGAAUAUUUCGGCGAAAUCUCGGCGUUAUGCCUUCUGAAUUCUUCUUUUCCCCUACUCUUGGCUGGAACUGGGCCUCAGAUCCUGCUUUAUGACGUGGAAAAUGGGGAGCUUUUGAACUCUUUCUUUGUCUUUGAUGGAAUCCGAGUGCAUGGCAUAUCGGCUAGUUUACUUGACCUAGAUCAUGAGAAAUCAUCUUCAAAGAAUCCUGUGAAAAUUGCUGUGUAUGGUGAGAGAAAGGUGAAGGUUUUCAGCUUGUGUAUUAGUGGAAAGUUUCACCCUGAAAGUGAUACAAAAGCAUGUAUUGAUUUGAUCCUUGUCCACUCAUUGCCAAGGUUUAAUCACUGGGUCAUGGAUAUUUGCUUCUUGAAGGGAAUCAAUGAAGGAACUGGGCAGGUACUUACACUUGGUGAUCAUGAUAAAAGCAAUCAUCUUGUAAUAGGACUUAGCGACAAUUCUUUGUGUCUAUGGCAUAUCUCGAGAUCAAAAUUAUUGUUUGAUUUGAAGUCUCCAGAGAGGUGCCUUUUGUAUGCUAUGCGAAUAUGGGGUGACGAUAUUCCAUCUCUUCAUGUGGCAUCUGGUACUAUUUACAAUGAGAUUCUUAUAUGGAAGAUUGCUUCUCAAGGGGCUGAGCCCUUAACUUAUAUUGAGGAAGACUGUUAUGAUGGCGUGGCCACGCUAGCCAAAAAUAGUGCAUUCCAUGAUCAGCCAUAUGCUGCUAUACAUUUGAAUCGGCUUACUGGGCAUGCAGGAUCAAUAUUUCGCUUAGCAUGGUCUUCUGAUGGAUUGAAACUAAUCUCUGUUUCUGAUGAUCGUAGUGCUCGUAUCUGGACAGUUAAAGCUCAAAAGGAUGAGUUCAGUGACCCAUGGGAUGUUCCUAUUUCUGAUGUGUCAGUUGGGCCCAUACUGUUUGGUCACAAUGCUCGAGUUUGGGAUUGUUAUAUAUCUGAAUCGAUAAUUAUCACUUGUGGUGAAGACUGCACAUGUCGUGUCUGGGGAAUAGAUGGGAACCAGCUUUUAAUGUUUGAGGAGCAUGUUGGGAGAGGCAUUUGGCGUUGUGUGUAUGAUCCAACAUCUUUCCUUCUAAUCACUGCUGGGUUUGAUUCUGCAAUCAAGGUGCAUUACUUAAAUGCAUUGGAUUUGAGCGACAAUUUGCAUCCAAAUGGCAUUGUAAAAGACUUGGACAGUAGGAAAGAGAUCUUCAGCAUUUGCACUGAAAACGUUAUCUCAAAAACUGACCAUAAACUCAUGGACAGCAAUAGUGAAUAUGUACGAUGUUUGCAUUUUGCCCGCGAAGAUAUUCUUUAUGUUGCCACUAAUCAGGGCUCUUUAUAUCAUGUUCAAUUAUCCAUUCCUGGAGAGGAAAAGUGGACAGAAGUUGUUAAAGUCAAUGUAGUGGCGUCCAUUGUUUGUCUGGAUCUGCUUCCUUUGAAUUCCUCGAAUCCCUCAAAACCUAUUGAAGAUUGGGUUGCUCUUGGUGAUGGUAAAGGAAAUGUUACAGUUGUCCAGAUCACUUCUGGUUCAUUUCCUGUUGAAGUAGCUCUCUUCUUUUCUUGGCAAGCAGAACAAGAGAGACAACUCCUCGGAGUUUAUUGGUGCAAGUCAUUAGGAUAUAGCCACCUGUUCACUGCAGACCCUAGAGGAAGAUUAAAACUAUGGAAGUUGGGGAGCACCUCUCCUGGCACUUGUGAUGCAUCGCACUCUCUUUAUGGCAACUACUUUUUGGACCACAAGGUGCUCUUAGUUUCCAAUUUUGCAUCAUGUUUUGGAAGACGAAUCAUGUGCCUCGAUGCCUCCAUUGAAGAAGAGGUGCUUGUUUGUGGUGAUCAGCGUGGUAAUCUUAUCAUAUUCCCAAUUCCAAAGAGCCUUUCAGUUGCUGAAAGUAUUGAGUUGGAAGCAACAAUCCCAGUGUUAACUCAUUUUAAAGGCGCUCAUGGUAUAUCUUGUGUGGCUAGUAUUUCCAUUUCCACAUCAAGCUGCAACGAAGUUCAGAUACGUUCGACAGGAAGGGAUGGAUGCAUAUGCUACUUUACAUAUAGAAAUGAAGUUCAAGGGGAGCUGCCAUUUUUGGAGUUCAGGGGAAUGAAACAGGUGAAGGAAAUUAGUGUGAUUGAAUCUGUGUGUGCCAAAUCUGGGCUUGCAGAAGAUCUCACCCAGGGUAGAUAUGCAGUGGGUUUUGCAUCUGCAGAUUUUAUUAUAUGGGACUUGAUUAAUGAAUUGAAGAUUUUACGGCUAACUUGUGGUGGAUGGCGACGACCUCAUUCUUAUAUAUUGGGCAAUAUACCAGAAAUUCAGAACUGCUUUGGUUUUCUAAAGGACCACACUAUUCAUGUAUAUAGGCUUUGGGUGCCAACUAGUGAGACAAGGACAUAUCCUCAGGUUUUACACUUGCAGUUCCAUGGAAGAGAGAUACAUUCUUUGUGUUUUAUAGCUCUUCCCUUAAAUUCAAGUGGCACUGUUAAUAUUAGCUGGAUUGCAACUGGGAGCGAGGAUGGAACUGUAAGAUUGACAAGCUACAGUCAUGAUUCUGUUGAGAGUUGGCCUGCAUCAAAGUUGCUUGGCGAACAUGUUGGAGGAUCAGCUGUUAGGUCAAUCUGCCUUGUGUCAGAUAUGUAUACAUGCGUAGAAGAUUGUACUCAAAUGUCUCACGAUAAGUACUGGGAACUUGAUGCUUCCUCUAUUAGGAUGAGUGAUAACUUUAUACUUAUUUCUGUUGGAGCCAAGCAAGUCUUGACUUGUUGGCUUCUCAAGGAUUUGAAAUGUGAUAACAAGGAAGAAACAGACGGAUAUCAAACGAAAGCUGGAAUUCAUGGAAGGAACGUUCUGGAGGCUUCACAAGUGUCUUUUCAAUGGUUGUCCACUCAUAUGCCACCAAAGUUUUCCAGUACAAGUAGACGAGUAGACAGUAUAAAGAAAAAUCAUGGACAUCUCAGAGCUUCAUCAUCCGGAUCAGAGUUUUGUGAGGAUUCAGAAAAUGAUGCUAAAGCAAAACCCCUUGAAUCAAACGAAAAUGAUUGGCGAUACCUGGCUGUUACUUCAUUCUUUGUAAAAACUGCUGAAUGCAGAUCAACUGCUUGUUUCAUUGUGGCUGCCUGUUCAGAUGUCUCACUUACUCUGCGUGUGCUCGUGUUGCCAUCCCGACUUUGGUUUGAUGUUGCUCUUCUUGUUCCAGAAACUGCUCCUAUUCUUGCAUUGCAACAUGUGGUCAUUCCUCUCCGUUUGGCUCAUAAGGACAAGGUGCACAUCCGAAAUGUGUAUAUUGUGAUCGGUGGCUCUACUGAUGGAAGGAUCACUUUUUGGGAUCUGACGGAAACAAUAGAAUCCUUUAUGCGACAAGUACUGGCAUUUCAGCCUGAAAAGUAUAUUGACUGCAACAGACGACCCCGGACAGGUAGAGGAAGCCAGGGUGGGCGAUGGUGGAAAUCAAUUACUAAUCUGUCAUCAAAUGCAAUGGACUUGGAGGUAUCUCGCAUAAGUCUUGAAAGGGAUAAGAUUAAGCAUCCCACAAAUCAAACUGAAAAGAAGACAGCUACAAAAUCAACUAACCCUGUUAAUAGUUCAAUGGGAUCUCCUCAAAAUACGACUACUGGUAGCCACUCUGUAAUAGGAGCUGAGAUGGUGGAUAACAGUAGCAUCCAAGUUCCUCAAAUUCAAGCCCUCUAUGUUCUCCCCUCUGCUCACCAAUCUGGGGUUAAUUGCCUUUGUAUUUCAACCACCAAUCUGAAAACAAACUGCAAGGAUGCAGAUUUCACUGCGGUUUAUUUUGUUGCAAGUGGUGGCGAUGACCAAGCUCUUCAAUGCCUUAGCUUUGAUCUGGUGUUUUCCCCAGAGGACCAUGAUACUGGACCCAUGACCACAGAAUGUUUGGGCAGGAGCGGAGUGAUGGAUUCCUUAAGUACCAGUAGUGUAACUUACAGGUUGAGGUUGUUACAUCAAGAAACCUUGGCCUCAGCUCACAGUUCGGCAGUUAAAGGUAUUUGGACUGAUGGAAUCUGGGUUUUCACAACUGGUCUGGACCAAAGGGUUCGGUGCUGGCACCGUAGGCAUUCUGGAAAACUGGUUGAGCAUUUCAAUUUGGUCGUCAAUGUGCCUGAGCCAGAAACAUUGGACGCAUGGCGUAUUGCAAGAGACCGAUAUCAAAUUGCAGUAGCGGGAAGGGGGAUGCAAAUGGUUGAGUUUUUCUGCCCCACUUCACAUGAGCACUACACUGACUGAAAUUGUCAUGUGCUUUUUGAGCAGGACUUGUGCUAUCAGCGACAAGCUCAUCAUUGAAAUUCAGGCCUAUAUUUGAAGAUUGAGAAGUAAUCAACCUCCACGUGGGAGGUAUAAGAGUAGGAUUAUUCAUUCUUAUAACUUUUUGUUCAUUAACCUGGUGGAUUUUAUUCCCCAGAAAGAGGUAAAAGAGAAAAUGUAAAGAAAUUUUUUGCCUGGUAAUCUAUUGUAUUAUUAUUCUUGUCUCUGAGCAAGCAAAGAGCUCAUCACAUGGUUUACAUGAGCUCUGAGAUUUAGAAUAAUUAAGUGACAUGGCAGAUUCAUGAUUUGUACCAUUAGGUCAGGCUUGACCACUGAUAUAAGUCGAGGCAGAGACGGGAUUUAUGGUUUGCAAA
Amborella trichopoda is the source of this 4712-nucleotide messenger RNA. RefSeq names its product Transducin family protein / WD-40 repeat family protein. Gene Ontology annotation, molecular function: protein binding. Gene Ontology annotation, cellular component: cytoplasm. Gene Ontology annotation, biological process: tRNA methylation. The record is from RefSeq and is a predicted model, not a curated record. NCBI's taxonomy places the organism in Eukaryota, Viridiplantae, Streptophyta, Magnoliopsida, Amborellales, Amborellaceae.